Magnusiomyces paraingens is the source of this 1164-nucleotide messenger RNA. RefSeq lists its product as uncharacterized. Lineage: Eukaryota; Fungi; Ascomycota; Dipodascomycetes; Dipodascales; Dipodascaceae. The transcript has a single exon. Gene Ontology annotation, molecular function: catalytic activity. The record is from RefSeq and is a predicted model, not a curated record. Bases 1 to 1164 code for a protein of 387 amino acids.
AUGCUGGAAAAACCUUUGAAAGACCUAACGGUUAUUGAGCUUUCAGCCCAAGCUCCGGGUCCUCUUUGCGGCCAGAUUCUUGCUGAUUAUGGUGCAAGAGUUAUUAGGGUUGAUCGUGUAACGUCGACUAGUAAUCCUGAUCGACUUACACGUGGUAAAGAGUCUAUCGCACUAAAUCUUCGACACAAAUCCGGGAAGAAAGUACUGCGUAGGAUUUUGGAGUCUGAUAAGGUUGACAUUCUUAUUGAUCCUUACAGACCAGGUGUCUUGGAGCGGUUCGAAGUGUUACCUCAGCACAGACCUGCAGGUAAAAAGCCAUUAAUUGUUGUUCGGCUGACUGGCUAUGGCCAGACUGGGAAGCUAUCCAAGAUGCCUGGGCAUGACAUUAAUUUUCUAGCAGAAUCAGGUGUGCUUGGAAUCAUUGGUCCACCAAAUGAAGCGCCCACGAUUCCUGCAAACAUUUUGGGCGUCUUUGGUGCGCUAGCUCUACCAGCUUUUGCAUCAAUCAUGACCACCCUUUAUGCUCUUUCAAAAGACAAAGGCGAAAGCAAAAAACCCUACAUUAUUGUGGACGUUAAUGUGGUUCACUCUUUAAGAUACCUUACCCAAUAUGCAUCCUAUUUAAAAUACGGAUCAUACCCAAAAAACCCGGAGCCAGAGUUUAAAAACACAUGGGAUGCAUCUCGUGGCAUGAAUGUGCUGGAAGGUUAUGUUUGUCCCUACUAUACAAUAUAUUCAACCAAGGAUGAUGGAGAGUAUGUUUCAAUAGGUGCAAUGGAAGAACAGUUUUACCAGCAAUUCUUAGAGCUUCUUUAUGGCAAAAAUGUGCCAAAACUGCCGGAUAGAGAUGAUUCUAAUAACUGGUCAGCACUUCGAAAUAUUUUCGCCCAAGAGUUCAAAAAGCAUGGAAUAGAAUACUGGAAAAAGAAGGCCGACGAGUACCCAAACAGUUGUGCAGUACCUGUUCGACGUUUGGCUACACCCGAUGAGGUUCCCCAACAACUUGUUCAGCUAGAUUCGGAUAAGCAGAAGGGGAGUGUUCGUGGGGGCUAUCCAUUGGUUCCCGGAAAAAAUACCACUGAAGUUUUAGAUGAAUUCCUGGGCAUUUCGUGGAGGACCGAGUACGGAGAAGAAUUUGCAAGGCAGUCCAAGCCCAAGAUUUAA